CUGCAUUCAUGUGACCGGAUCACGUGGUGCCAGCAGGAGUAAAUAAAACAGGAGGACCAUCUCGUUAAUGAAUCACAGUUUCUUAACCUGAGCCAGCUAGAGACAAGAGGAGGAACCUGGAGCUGAAGAUUUAAAGUUCACACAUAAAGCUGACACACAAGCUACAGUAAAAUGUGGCGUGCAGCCUUCCUUUUAUUGGCUGCCAGCUUGUCGGUGAGCCUGGCCAGACCCCGCCUCACUCCACUGUCCAGUGAGAUGGUCAACUACAUCAACAAGAUCAACACUACCUGGACGGCUGGUCACAACUUCCAUACUGCCGACUACAGUCAUGUGAAGAGACUCUGCGGUACUAUGCUGGAUGGACCUAAACUGCCCGUCAUGGUUCAGUACUCUGGAAACAUUAAGCUGCCUACAAACUUUGACUCCAGAGAGCAGUGGCCAAACUGUCCCACCCUGAAGGAAAUCAGAGACCAGGGCUCCUGUGGGUCCUGCUGGGCAUUUGGCGCUGCAGAGGCCAUCUCGGACCGUGUGUGUAUCCACAGCAACGCCAAGGUCAGCGUGGAGAUCUCCUCCGAGGAUCUGCUGACCUGCUGCGAAAGCUGUGGCAUGGGAUGUAAUGGUGGCUACCCUUCAGCUGCCUGGGACUUCUGGACCAGUCAGGGUCUGGUCUCUGGAGGUCUCUAUGACUCCCACAUUGGUUGUCGGCCCUACACCAUCCCCCCCUGUGAACACCAUGUGAAUGGCAGCAGACCCUCCUGCACUGGGGAGGAGGGCGAUACACCCAAUUGCGUCUUCAAGUGUGAAACUGGAUACACACCAGACUACAAAGCAGACAAACACUUCGGUAAAUCUUCUUACAGCGUGCUGUCGGAGGAGGAGCAGAUUCAGAGUGAGAUAUUCAAGAACGGCCCAGUAGAGGGAGCCUUUACCGUCUAUGAAGACUUCCCACUGUACAAGACUGGUGUGUAUCAGCAUGUCUCUGGUCCUGCUUUGGGGGGCCACGCCAUCAAGAUGCUGGGCUGGGGAGAGGAGGAUGGUGUUCGCUACUGGCUCUGCGCCAACUCCUGGAACACUGACUGGGGAGAUAAUGGAUUCUUCAAAAUCCUGCGUGGAUCUGAUCACUGUGGUAUUGAGUCUGGGGUUGUGGCUGGGAUUCCGAAGUAAAAGCUAAGGCUUUGGGCUGCAGUUUCCAUUACAUGAUCACAAAAGAGACCCUGAGCUCUCAAGUAUAACUUAUUUCCCAGCUUUUAGUCCAUUUUAUUAGAAGACGCCAACUGAACAACUUGCCCACAUGGCAUGUGGCUUUCUUUUGACACCACACAGAGACCUUCACCUCAUUUAGGUGGACUAGCAGCAGGAGGAGUAUGUGACUGAGCACAAAUGAGCAUUCUUUGAUUGAAGGUGUUUUUUGUGAUGGGGUUGUUGUGGUAGGGUCUUUUUUCUUCUUCACUUCUUACAGCAAGUGAAAUCAAAAAAUAUUUUUAAUUAAUUUUGUCUCAGGUGAUUUGGAGCAAACUUUCGCUGUUUUAGAAAUGUUUUUGUCCCCUUAUAUUCACAUUUUUAUCUGGCACUAGUGGAAGUGUUUGGCAUCUUCAGCAAUUCAGCCCAUGAUUGAAAGAAGUUCCAAUAAGCUGCCUUUCAUACUUUGAUAUUUGUAUUCAACAUAUUAUCUCAAUGCCACUCCAUAAUGUUAGGAAGAACUCCUUAUGAUUGUUGCCUUUUAGUGUUUUUACAUUUUAAGUAUCAGUUGUCUUUUUUAAAAUUGGUUAUUGAUAAUGGGAUGUUUUCAUUGUCUAACUAUUGGCUCUAAAAUAUUGGCAACCAACUGUAUGUUCUGGAAUAAAGAAAACAAUAUUUGGUUCUGAA
Molecule: messenger RNA, 1866 nt
Organism: Eleginops maclovinus (Patagonian blennie)
Lineage: Eukaryota; Metazoa; Chordata; Actinopteri; Perciformes; Eleginopidae
Gene: ctsba
Product: cathepsin Ba
Exons: 11
Coding region: 172-1164 (330 amino acids)
Biological process (GO): regulation of catalytic activity
Cellular component (GO): lysosome
Molecular function (GO): cysteine-type endopeptidase activity
Source: RefSeq, a predicted model, not a curated record